This is a messenger RNA of Miscanthus lutarioriparius, 1371 nucleotides long. The record is from the annotation of a GenBank genome assembly. NCBI's taxonomy places the organism in Eukaryota, Viridiplantae, Streptophyta, Magnoliopsida, Poales, Poaceae.
AUGGGGGACGCAGCAGAGACCAGCAAGAUUCUGCACAACUGGAUGGGCGAGCCGAGGCCGAGGCCGAGCGACCAGGGCGACGAGGAGGAGACGCUUCAGCUCAGCCUCGGCCUGCCCGGAGGAGGAGGAGCAAGUGGGGGUGGGCUGCCACCCGCCGCCGCCUGGAGAAUGCUGCCGGCCAGAGACAAUGAGAUGCGCUCUGCUGUCGACACCUCCAUGCUCUCUCUCUGCUACUCCGCCCCAGCUUUCUCGCCCCGCUCACCAGGCAAGGCAAAAGGGUCCCCAGCAGCGGCUACAGAGAAUGCCCGGCUUGCAUCCACCAACAACGCCUCCCAGGCAAGGCAAAGAUCUCCAAAUACCCCGGUUAUUGGGUGGCCUCCGGUUCGUGCAUUCAGAAGAAAUCUGGCUACCUCUAGUAAAGCAUCCCUUGAACAUCAGAAUGGGAAGAAGGCAGCCAGACCUGAACAGACCACAAAAAGAGCUCCAUUUGUAAAGAUUAACAUGGAUGGCAUCCCUAUUGGUAGAAAAAUUGAUCUGAAUGCCCUUGGCAGUUAUGACGAGCUGUCUCUGUCUGUUGACAAGCUAUUCCGGUGGCUUCUUGCAGCACAACAAGACCCUCUGGAUGCCGGCACAGAGGAGUGUUCACCGGAAGAGGUGGCGAUAUCGGGUUUACUAGAUGGAACUGGGGAAUACACUCUGGUUUAUGAGGAUUAUGAAGGUGAUAGGGUGCUGGUUGGUGAUGUCCCCUGGGGGAUGUUUGUUUCUUCGGUGAAGAGGCUGCGAGUUCUGAAGACAUCUGACCUCUCUUCAUCUAUUGCUGAUGACUUCACAUUUCCCUUGCAGCUAACAACAUCAGGCCGGAAGAGGACGGCAUGCCGUGGGGAGGUGGUCGAGGUGGGAUUCAUCGUGUCCGAUGUGGAGAACAAGCAUGUCGCGCCAUGGAAGGAGAGGCACGUUGGCAGCUUGUCAGGCGUUCCGCGGCGGGAUGAGUACGGUGGCGUAGGUGGUAGGCCCGAUGGUCGAGACCGAGUAGUAUGCCGAGCGUGCCGCCAAUGGCUGCUCGUUGAAGGACCUGACCACGGAGAGCACCGAGGUGCCGACCGGGACGCCGUGGUUGGUGACCUGAAAGAAGCCGUAGGAGCGUGCCGUGGCGCCAACGAGCGCGGCUACAUGGGACGACUAUGGGAGCGCGGGAGGGUGAGGUCGACGAACGGGGCGACCAAGGCCGCCGUGGCAGCCGAGGAGAUCGACGAGGUAGGCGUCAGAAAUGGCGGCGGCACCGUGGUGAGGCCGGACUCGACAAGGCCGCGGAUGCCGGCACGCGACUCGUGGAAGACGAACAGGGCCAGCGCGUCCUCCGCCUCGUCAUAG